This is a messenger RNA of Pipra filicauda (Wire-tailed manakin), 1006 nucleotides long. Its product is annotated as maestro heat-like repeat-containing protein family member 6. The transcript is spliced from 6 exons. Bases 188 to 970 code for a protein of 260 amino acids. The record is from RefSeq and is a predicted model, not a curated record. NCBI's taxonomy places the organism in Eukaryota, Metazoa, Chordata, Aves, Passeriformes, Pipridae. Gene Ontology annotation, cellular component: cytoplasm.
CAGCAGGGGAGAGCCCCUGUGGGAACUGCCUGCCCUGGCGUUCCUGGUGGAGGUCCUGCACUGCCUGAACCCCAGACAAUGUGGGCCCAGCGUCCUGCAGAUUAUUUCCAGGCACCUGCGCAGUCAGUGCCCGGAGAGGCGUCGCCUGGCGCUCCGAGGCCUGGUGGUGCUCAGCAGGGAUCCCACAAUGGCUAAGAGCAUGCGGAGCCUGAGUGAAAGCCUCCUGGAGCUACUGCAGGAUGCAGACACAGACGCAGUUCAGAUGACCCUCUCCGCGUUCAUCAACGUGCUGCACUUCCAAAUCGUCAUAAUAUCCACCCCCACUGCCCUGAAGUUGCUUGAGGCUCUGCGGCCACUCUUUGACAACGAGCACAGCCAGCUGCAGCAGCUCUCCAUGCUCCUCUUCCAGGAGCUGAUGGAGGCGACAGAGAGGAGCAAGAGCCUAAAGCCACACGUGUACCUGAGUCUGGUGCCAUUCUACUUCAACUGGCACAAUGAGAACCAGCGUGUGGCAGAGGCCUCUUGGAGAGCACUGUUUGGUGCAGCCAGGUUCCUGAAGUGGAGAGAUCUUGAGGACUUGGUGACCAUGGAGCAGCCGUGGAGGUUUCCCGAGUGCCUGCUGGAAAAGGACAGGAGCCGAGUGGGCCAGUACGUGCGCCAGGCCCUGCCGUUCCUGGAGAGCCCAGAGGAGCCCCUUCGAAAGCUGGCCAUCAAGUUUCUGGGUGAGCCACAAGGUCCCUCCCCGCCCCGCUGCAGCUCGGCCCCAGCCCCGGCUGCUGCAGCGGCAGCAGGAUGCGGCCCAGGGCAUGUGGAGCCCCGAGUGGCCCCGAGCGCCUGCUGCCGCCCUGUGCCAGCCCAGCCCUGGGGCGUCCCCAUGCGGGAAGGCCCCGGGCUCAGCCCUGCCAGGGCAGGAGGCCGUGUGGCCGGGCUGGCAGCGCCGCUGCGGGGGACCUGUGCCUCUGGGGCCUGACAGGCUCUGUGUUCCCAGGGAUUGCCGCCAGGUCCA